Molecule: messenger RNA, 1186 nt
Organism: Ipomoea triloba (trilobed morning glory)
Lineage: Eukaryota; Viridiplantae; Streptophyta; Magnoliopsida; Solanales; Convolvulaceae
Product: vesicle-associated protein 4-2-like
Exons: 7
Coding region: 86-871 (261 amino acids)
Biological process (GO): endoplasmic reticulum membrane organization
Cellular component (GO): endoplasmic reticulum membrane; plasma membrane
Source: RefSeq, a predicted model, not a curated record
UCCCAACCAACCCGUUGCAUUUUUUCCAACUCCAAGACUUUUCCAAACCAGAGCACCGCCGCCUGCGCUUUCUUCCGGGGAAAUCAUGGCCUCCGCCGCUGCCGGCGCCGCCGGAAAGGAUACAAAAGUAUUCGGUCUGUUUAAGCUCCCGUUCCGGAAGCCUUCUCCCGCUUCUACUUCUGGUUCACCGAUAAACCACGCUCAGUCUCACAGUCAGCAGCAAAGUCAAGGUCAAAAUCCGCCGGGACCUCGCAAAGUCUCCACCGUAGUGCGCUCUUUUCUCCCCACGCCGCGCCGUUUGAAGCUCGAUCCGGCCAAAAGGCUGUAUUUUCCAUAUGAACCUGGUAAACAAGUUCGAAGUGCUAUUAAGAUUAAGAAUACUAGCAAGUCCCUUGUAGCUUUCAAGUUCCAAACAACUUCACCAAAAAGCUGUUUCAUGCGUCCUCCCGGGGCUGUUCUUGCUCCUGGCAAGAGUAUCAUAGCAACUGUGUUCAAGUUUGUAGAGCCUCCAGAGAACAACGAAAAACCUAAUCAGAGGCUUCAGAGCAGCAAGGUGAAAUUCAAAAUCAUGAGCCUCAAGGUUAAAGGAGACAUGGAGUAUAAACCCGAGUUGUUUGAAGAGCAAAGCGAUCAAAUAGCUAAGGAACAGAUACUACAGGUUGUUUUUCUUGAUGCGGGACGUCCUACUGCUGCUUUAGAGAAACUCAAGCGCCAGCUGGCUGAGGCCGACGCUGCUGCUGAGGCCUCCAAGAAGCCAGCAAAAGAUGCAGACCCACAGUUUAUCGGUGAAGGACUUGUGGUUGAUGAAUGGAAAGAACGAAGAGAACGAUACCUAGCUCAACAGAAUGCUGGAUCUGUAGAGUCGAUAUAGAUAGCUGCUGGGGCGCCUUUCAGACUCUUGCACUCCAACUGGAAACUUCUGCAGAGUAUAAUUCAAACUUGCUAUGAAUUAAAUGUAUAGAAUGUAGAAAGUAUGGAGGCACAGUUUCCCUUCUGUGAUAUAAUUUUGGUGUGAAAAUCUUCGUCUCUAGUUAAUGGUGCCAGAAAAUAAAAUGGCUAUAGUUCUAGUGCAUCUGUUAUUUGGACAUGUUUUGUUGUCAAAGGCAAGCAAUGUAUGUACACAUAUACAGACUUUACUGUUUUGUUGUCUAAAUUAAAGGAAAAGGUGUUUGUCUCAUUGUCAUAA